CAUAGCCGCCGCCGGCUGACGAUUGAUUUGAUUUGAUCGAAUAAGGGUAGCUCCGGCCGCCAUAAAUAAGCUUAAUCUAUAAUAAAAUGUCGUGUUGCGGAGGUGGGGAGCUAGAGGACUAUAGCGGUCCGCCGCCUAAUCAAAGCACCGCCCCUCCUAAGGCCGGCCAUGCCUAUCACGGCGGCACCGGUGGUGCGAGUGAAAGAGCGCCGAGGUCUUCUGGGGCAAUGAGAAAUGGAGCAUCUCAAAAAGCUCUUCCCAUUGAAAUACCGCAUUACGCAAACCUGCUCGAAUUAUUUGAUUGUCCAUUGAAACCAGUUUCAAGACUCAAGAAUGAUCAUUUUGUGGCUCUUCUUGGGUAUUGUCUUGAGGCAGAUAACCGGAUCCUCGUAUAUGAGUUUGCAACCUCGGGAUCUUUACAUGACGUUCUCCAUGGAAGAAAAGGUGUACAAGGUGCUGAGCCAGGUCCGGUUCUUGCUUGGAACCAGAGAGUUAAGAUUGCUUAUGGGGCAGCAAGAGGCCUCGAAUAUCUGCACGAAAAAGUUCAGCCUCCCAUUGUUCAUCACGACAUCAGAUCCAGCAAUGUUUUGCUCUUUGAUGAUUUUACAGCCAAACUUGCUGAUUUCAAUUUGACAAACCAGUCCUCUGACACAGCUGCCCGGUUGCACUCCACAAGGGUCUUGGGGACUUUUGGCUACCAUGCUCCAGAGUAUGCAAUGACAGGACAGAUUACUCAGAAGAGUGAUGUUUACAGUUUCGGAGUUGUCCUCUUAGAACUAUUGACAGGAAGGAAGCCAGUUGAUCACACCAUGCCCAAAGGGCAACAGAGCCUUGUCACAUGGGCGACGCCAAGAUUGAGCGAAGACAAAGUGAAACAAUGUGUGGAUCCUAAGCUAAACAAUGACUAUCCCCCAAAGGCUAUUGCCAAGAUGGCAGCUGUUGCAGCACUUUGUGUUCAAUACGAGGCUGAUUUUCGCCCAAAUAUGACUAUUGUUGUCAAGGCACUGCAACCGCUUCUCAAUGCAAAGCCGGUCACGGGCACAGAGUCCCAAGCAUAACUGUUUUGAGUCUUCAAGAAGCAAGACUGUGGUGACAAACUGAUGACUUCAUCUGCAAAAAAUAUGACUAUUCGUACAUACCGGCCCCUAUUAUUUUAUUUUUUUUAUUUCUCAGAGAUUUUGAAUAUUGUUAACCAUUUAUGUUUCCUUCCCUAAAAUAAACAGAAAUGAAGGAGAUUGUAUUAU
Cuscuta campestris is the source of this 1244-nucleotide messenger RNA. Lineage: Eukaryota; Viridiplantae; Streptophyta; Magnoliopsida; Solanales; Convolvulaceae. The record is from the annotation of a GenBank genome assembly.